Rattus norvegicus (Norway rat) is the source of this 1396-nucleotide messenger RNA. RefSeq names its product Kin17 DNA and RNA binding protein (gene Kin). Gene Ontology annotation, biological process: DNA damage response; DNA replication. The transcript has 5 exons. The coding region runs from base 48 to 1226 and encodes 392 amino acids. The record is from RefSeq and is marked provisional. Lineage: Eukaryota; Metazoa; Chordata; Mammalia; Rodentia; Muridae. Gene Ontology annotation, molecular function: DNA binding. Gene Ontology annotation, cellular component: nucleus; cytoplasm.
UCCAGUUCCGCUUCCGACGGCUUCGCUGUUGUACUCUCAGGGUCGCCAUGGGCAAGUCAGAUUUUCUGAGCCCCAAGGCCAUCGCGAAUAGAAUUAAGUCUAAAGGGCUGCAGAAGCUUCGCUGGUACUGCCAGAUGUGCCAAAAACAAUGCCGCGACGAGAAUGGUUUCAAGUGUCACUGUAUGUCCGAGUCUCAUCAAAGACAGCUGUUGCUGGCUUCAGAAAAUCCUCAGCAGUUUAUGGAUUAUUUUUCAGAGGAAUUCCGAAAUGACUUUCUGGAACUUCUGAGAAGACGCUUUGGCACUAAGAGAGUCCACAACAACAUUGUCUACAAUGAAUACAUCAGCCACCGAGAGCACAUCCACAUGAACGCCACUCAGUGGGAGACGCUGACUGACUUUACCAAGUGGCUGGGCAGAGAGGGCUUGUGUAAAGUGGAUGAGACACCAAAAGGCUGGUACAUUCAGUACAUAGACAGAGACCCAGAAACUAUACGUCGGCAACUGGAAUUAGAAAAAAAGAAGAAGCAAGAUCUUGACGAUGAAGAAAAAACUGCCAAAUUCAUUGAGGAGCAGGUGAGAAGAGGCCUAGAAGGGAAAGAGCAGGAGACGCCUGUCUUUACAGAGUUAAGUCGAGAAAAUGAUGAAGAAAAGGUCACGUUCAAUCUGAAUAAAGGAGCGGGUAGCUCAGCGGGAGCAACAACGUCCAAGUCAAGCUCGCUGGGACCGAGCGCACUGAAGAUGCUGGGGAGCACAGCAUCCGUGAGGCGGAAAGAGUCUUCACAGAGCUCAGCUCAGCCUGCGAAGAAGAAGAAGAAGUCUGCCCUGGAUGAGAUCAUGGAGAUUGAGGAGGAAAAGAAAAGGACCGCACGGACAGACUCCUGGUUACAGCCUGGGAUCAUUGUGAAAAUUAUAACGAAGAAGCUUGGGGAGAAAUACCACAAGAAGAAAGGGGUCGUUAAGGAAGUGAUUGACAGAUACACAGCUGUGGUAAAGAUGACUGACUCCGGAGACAGGCUGAAACUGGACCAGACUCAUUUAGAGACAGUCAUUCCAGCCCCAGGGAAAAGAGUUCUAGUUUUAAACGGAGGCUACAGAGGAAAUGAAGGCACCCUCGAGUCCAUCAAUGAAAAGACUUUUUCAGCCACGAUAGUCAUUGAAACGGGACCUUUGAAAGGGCGCAGACUUGAAGGUAUUCAGUAUGAAGACAUAUCUAAACUUGCUUGAGUUUGACAAUUUGUUAAUAACACAUUGAAAUUGUAAAGCAUCAAAUUGAUGUUAGCCACGGCACUGUGUAACUCUACUGUGUUAGGGGAUUUGUUUAUAAAGAAAGUCAUCUAUUUAAAUACCACUGGAUAGCUGUUUGGGUAAAUUUAUAAUAAAAUCUAAUUUUUUUU